This is a messenger RNA of Tilletiopsis washingtonensis, 717 nucleotides long. RefSeq lists its product as hypothetical. Gene Ontology annotation, biological process: exon-exon junction complex disassembly. The transcript has 2 exons. Bases 59 to 703 code for a protein of 214 amino acids. NCBI's taxonomy places the organism in Eukaryota, Fungi, Basidiomycota, Exobasidiomycetes, Entylomatales. Gene Ontology annotation, cellular component: exon-exon junction complex; cytoplasm. The record is from RefSeq and is a predicted model, not a curated record. Gene Ontology annotation, molecular function: RNA binding.
ACACCCUCGCCGCUCGCACUCAGACUUGCUCCUUCUCCUCGCUCCUUCUUAGCCCGGCAUGUCGCAACGCAGCCUGCCCCAGAUCCACCCGACGCAGAGCGUCAGCGGCAUCGUCUCCGACGCCGGACAGCGCGUCAUCCCGUCCACGCUGCGCCCCGACGGCAGCGAACGGCCUGCACGGCGAGUGCGGCCAGGCUUCACGCCCGCCGAGGACGUGGGGCGCUUCCAGACACGGCGAGCUCGGGAGAUCGAGGCGCUCGAGGGGCGUGGACCGCCGGGAAGCGCGCCGCGUGGGCCGCCGGGCAGCGCGCCCAAGCCGGCGCCAGCAGCGGCGGCACCGAAGAAGACACGGCGGCGCGGCAAGGGUAAGGGCGCGGCCAAGGACGGCGAGGAGGAUGAAGAGGAGGUGCCGGAUGCGUGGGACGAGGCCGCUCCGGCUGCACCGGCAAGGAAGAGCGAGGCGUCCACCGGCGCCGCUGCCACCGCGGCACCCGCCAGCGCCGACGCAGCCGCACCGGCAGCCGCAGCAGACGCAGAGAAUCCGGCCAAGCGGGCGCGCGCCCUCGCCAAGAAGCUCCGUGCCGCGCAGGCGCUGGCAGAGCGGGCGGAGAAGGGCGAGGCACUGCUGCCGGAGCAGCGCGAGAAGGUCGAUGCGAUGGACGCGCUGCAGCGGGAGCUGGACGGGCUGGGGCUGGGCGCCUAGGGCGCAGAGGGACA